UCAAAGAUAUAGCUAAGUGUGUUUUACUGGAUAUGAUUGGCUCUCACGGGACGUUCCAGUCUAUAAAUGGGAUCCAAGUUAGAGAUGAAGUAGUACUUUCCUUACCUGAGGAGACACAUCUAUCAAUUCUCUCUGAACCAACAAAAAAGAAACAAUCAUGAUGAAGCUGGUGGUGUUCAUGAUGUGCCUGCUGGUCAGUACCUUGGCUGCUCCUGUAGCGGAGAGUGAAAGCAAUGAGGAAAAAGUUGCAGCACAUGCUAAUGAGGCCUUGAGGUGGAUGGAGAUGUACAGGAUGUACCAGCAGCAGGGGGUAGUUGGAAACCCCUUCCUGCCUGCUGCUGAUGCUCCUGCUGAUCCAGCUGGGGCAGCAGUGGUGGAUGCCGCACCCGCUGAUGUCGCACCUCCUGCUCCUGUUGCUGCUGCAGACGCAUCAGAGGAGGAGACAGAGGAUGGAGGCGCUGCAUCCAAAGCUGCAGCAGCUGGUGCUGCCCCCUUGAACUCUGAUGAAGAGGAAGAGGCAGAAGAGGUUGAGGCAGCCGAAGCUGAGCCAGCUGUGGUUGAAGUAGCACCCGAAGAGCCUGCAGCAGAUGCUGCAGCAGCUGUCGAGCCAGCCGUGGUUGACGUCCCUUUAGAAGCUGCCCCAGGGGAUGCUGCUGUUGUUGUUGAUGUGCCUCCUGUUGAUGUGGUUCCCGCUGAAGUUGCCCCUGCAGCCCCAGAGGUGGCUGUCGAUGCGGCUGUCCCCGCUGCUGCUGAUGCCGGUGCUGCUGAUGCCGGUGCUGCUGAUACCGGUGCUUCUGAUGCCGGUGCUGCCCCCCUGGCAACUGAGACUGACACAACUGGAGUAGAAGCAGAUCCUGCUGUAGUGUAGUUAUAUUUCUUAUAAUCAGCUUAAGUGCUCAUCUGUUAGCAGUUAAAGCAAUAGCUAGAAGCAGCGAUGAGUUGUUAAAGCAUCGUUAAAGGAUGACAAGCUGUGGCAUAUUGAAUAGAAAUGAAGAAAGUGUGCUUUUUUCAGGGUAAAGCAUUCUAUACACUCUUCCUUCUGUCUUAAACUCAAAUAUGUUUUGCUUGAUUCUGUACUCAGUUUUUGAUAGAUAAGUCAUGAGUGUUUGUGUAAGAUAAAAAAUACACAUCUUUGAUAAACUCUGUGUGAUGUACCUUUAUGAAUUUUCAGACAUUUUGACUUGUCACAGUAGGAAAAGCUCACAUGUUAGUAAUGACAUUAAUGUUGGUUUUGUCCUAUUUGAAACAAGCUAUGACAGUAGUUCAGCAUGGGUAACACCAGCACUCUGAAGCUGAAGCAGCUAAAUAGAACUCAGCAAUCUUGAAUUUUAUUGUUUACACCGACAGUGACAUGUGUUAAAUGUUUGCUAUAAAACCAACUAUGUUAUCAAAUAAAGGCAACAUUUCCAUAA
Messenger RNA from Eleginops maclovinus (Patagonian blennie), 1412 nucleotides. RefSeq names its product enamelin (gene enam). The transcript has 8 exons. The coding region runs from base 158 to 868 and encodes 236 amino acids. NCBI's taxonomy places the organism in Eukaryota, Metazoa, Chordata, Actinopteri, Perciformes, Eleginopidae. The record is from RefSeq and is a predicted model, not a curated record.